This is a messenger RNA of Laccaria bicolor S238N-H82, 231 nucleotides long. RefSeq lists its product as uncharacterized. The record is from RefSeq and is a predicted model, not a curated record. NCBI's taxonomy places the organism in Eukaryota, Fungi, Basidiomycota, Agaricomycetes, Agaricales, Hydnangiaceae. The annotation marks the transcript as partial. The transcript has a single exon.
CAACAUCCCUAUCCAAUGACCCCACAAUAUUUUCUGUCUGAACUUGCAUCACCUGAUGACUUACUGGUGGCUGUCUCACAAGUAGACUUUGAUAAUGCCCUAGUCACUCUAGUUCCAAGUGUUACUCAGGCUGAAAUGGAACACCACACUUGUGUCCAGCAUUGCUUUUCUCAAGGUGCAAAUAUUUAACUAGGCUACCCUGAUUAAUGUAGUACAUCAAUAUCAUGUUGG